GUCUCGAGUGCAUUCAUAGCUUUAGGGCUGGUGUUGACGAUCUUCAGACUCGCCUAUCGUAUUUGGUUGAGAAGGUUCUGGAUCGAGGAUGCUUGGGCAGGCGUCGCAUUUCUAUGCGGGAUAGUCGUGUUGACUUCUUGCUGGACUUACGUUGAAGCAGGUGAAGGGUUGGGUGAAGAAGGAAUUAUAUCAUUAUGGGUAUACUCAUUUGCUUUUUCCUCCAUGGUAUGGGCAGUCCGGCAAAGCAUCUUGUUUUCCAUCGUUCGCAUUGUGUAUGCAACGCAGCACCUCCGUCGCUUGAUACUCGGUCUUGCAGGUUUCUUCCUCUGUUUGUGGGCAGGACUUGUUGCACAAAAAGCGUGGAAUAAUGGGCACGACACCUCUUGGUAUCAAACAACUGGAAGGGUGCAUGUAUCUAUGACGCGACCCAUGGUCGCGUUUGAACUGAUGACUGAUUGCUUAUCCGACACAAUACUGAUUGUUCUGCCAUUGCGCUUACUCUGGAGUCUCAAACUGCCAAAAAGACAGAAAAGGAUGAUUUUCGCCGUAUUCUCCUCUAGCAUUAUCGUCACCAUUAUAUCCAUCUUCCGGGGGGUCUGUCAGAUAGCGAAAUACACGACCGUUCUUGCCACAGCAACAGACUUCGAGACAGCCUUGUCGCUUCUCGUUUGCAACCUUCUUGUCAUAGUUACUUUCCUUUACCGCAUAUUUGGUUUCGUGGGUGCGGACGACCCAGUUUCUAUUGAUGACAAUGAUUACACGACGCGAACCAAUACGGGUGGUGUUUUUACCACUGUCGACUUGGGCGAUGCCUAGUCAGGAAGCGGUGAGCAGAGAAAGUCAGAGAUUCAAUCUACAUUCCGAGGCGAGGGGACUGUUAAUCCUGUGUAACUAAUGUUGAAUUUAGCCUGCCUUUUGUCGAGACCCGAAAAUUCGAAAGAGUGUGAUGACCCGUGAUCGAAGCAGGG
Molecule: messenger RNA, 968 nt
Organism: Suillus subaureus
Lineage: Eukaryota; Fungi; Basidiomycota; Agaricomycetes; Boletales; Suillaceae
Exons: 5
Source: RefSeq, a predicted model, not a curated record